AGACUGACUGCCAGGUGACUUGUGCAUCUUCGCCCAGCCACCGAUUUCCGCGGCGCCAUCCACGCCUCACUAAAUGCCCGACCAGACCUCUUCUUUUUUCUUUUUUUUCCUCCUUACCCUUUUCAAUCUUCUACAUCAAUCCGAGCGAACCUCUGCAGAUUGACAUUCCGCAUCAAAUCUUUGAUCGUCGUUGACAAAGAUCGUCGGCGUCAGUGAACUACCCUAAACUGACAGGCGCGACCCAGCGCCACUUACACACAGAGCCUUGGGCCCUGUUGAUGGCUCUAACCUAACUUCAACACCAUCAUCGCCAGUUCCAGCACACAUUGCGAUCGGUAUCAAAGAGGCUUGCCUCGAAUUCGGCACAAUGCGUUCCCAUUCGCUUCUAGGUCUCCCUUCCUCGCUGUUGCUGCUCACCGCAGCAUGCAUCAACGCAGAGCACCCUGCCGUCAUCCGCAAAAUGUCACCAAACGCCGGGGAGAAGCUCCUUCCCAAUGACCUCGCAUUCACACCCAACGACGUCUUUGGGACAAUAAACACCACUCCACUCUCGCCCCGCGAAGAGCUGCUCGCCGCUCGCAUGGCUAAUGACAACUUUCUGUCCAACUCCUCGUUUUCAUACCGACCACCCUUUGCGGAACAUCAUGACAGUCUUACCAGCACGGGCUGGGAAAGUCUUCGGCGCGCCGUUGAGGCGCUUCACAUUCUCGAGAAGAGGCAGUCUUGCCCGACAACUAUGAACAGCUGCGAUUACAUCGGAGCGGCAAACAAGUGCUGUCUGAGCAAUGAAGUGUGUGUAAAGGUGGUCGAUGAGCACGUUGGGAAUGUCGCUUGUUGCCCCAAGGGUGCCGCUUGCAGUGGAGCCGUGGCGGCAUGUCCCAGCGGUACCACGAGCUGUGAUGCAGAGCUGAGUGGUGGAUGUUGCAUCCCGGGAUAUGUCUGUCAAGGCGUUGGCUGCGUACCAAGCCCUCCUCCAGCAACGAGUGCUUCACCAAGUCAGACGGCCACGGGCACUGGUGGAGGUGGAGGAGGAGGCGGCGGCGGCGGCAGCGGCAGUACUGGUGGCGGAGGUGGUGGUGGAGGAGCAGGCACGACAGUCGUGCAGACAAUCACCACGACCUCGGUUUCGACAACGACACUCGUUGACGGGAGAACCACGACGGUGCAUGUGACAGUGAUUGUGACAGUUGGUGGAGCGACCACGAGAAGAACCACGACGAGCACAACCGCUGAGGAGCCCUCAACCACGGCUCCGGAGCCUACGACGACUACUACAGGCACCGCGGUGCCUCCUUUCCGCCCGACGUCCACCAACUCUGACGAGCCGCCAGUCACAUCCGCGUACUGCCCGACCGGAUUCUACGCCUGUCUCGCCCGCGCUGGCGGAGGCUGCUGCCAGACCGGCCGCGACUGCGCCACUACCUCUUGCCCGCCAACAGAAUCGACCACCAUUAUCAGCAACGGUGUCACCGUCGUCGUCCCUCUCACCGAAGUACCGGAGCCCCAGGCGACGGAAACCUGCGCGAGCGGCUGGUUCUUGUGCGGCUCCGAGGGCGGUCCCGUUCCCGGCUGCUGUCCGAGCGGGUAUGAGUGUGGCACCGCGAGCUGCUCUAGUAUCUCACCGACACGCACCGGUGAGAUCCAGAAGCAUUUCCCCAAUUCGGGGGAUUCAAGAGUUGUGGUGUCGUUGGCUGUCAUGGUCAUCUCUCUUAUGGUUGCGUUGUUUUGAUUUACAGCAUCAUUGCAUUGGGCGGCGUUUAUAAACUGGAAUUUGCAAAGGCACCGAAGAUGGAUUCAUCUAAGAUUAGGAAGAAACGAGGAACGGAAAUAAGGAUAGUAUGGGGAACGUAUACGAGAGACGUAUAAUGGCAAUGGCCAUGAUGAAUAUGAGAAGAUUCCCUGGGGCUCGAGCUUAGGGAACGUAUUCUAUCACACAAUCAAGAGAGCACAUAUUGAAGAAC
Messenger RNA from Colletotrichum acutatum, 1961 nucleotides. RefSeq lists its product as uncharacterized. The record is from RefSeq and is a predicted model, not a curated record. The transcript is spliced from 2 exons. NCBI's taxonomy places the organism in Eukaryota, Fungi, Ascomycota, Sordariomycetes, Glomerellales, Glomerellaceae. Bases 368 to 1729 code for a protein of 453 amino acids.